Spinacia oleracea (spinach) is the source of this 1447-nucleotide messenger RNA. RefSeq lists its product as uncharacterized. The transcript has 9 exons. Lineage: Eukaryota; Viridiplantae; Streptophyta; Magnoliopsida; Caryophyllales; Amaranthaceae. The record is from RefSeq and is a predicted model, not a curated record. Bases 330 to 1199 code for a protein of 289 amino acids. Gene Ontology annotation, cellular component: nucleus.
ACCGCAAAGGCACAGACAAAUAUUUUGGGGUUGAGGACUUCCAAAUAAAAUUCUUUGAUUCUUACAUUACCAGAAAACAAACAUCGAAAAACCCUUUUAUCUCCCUUCUUCUCCCUUCAAUUUUGAGGUAAAGGAGAAUUUUGCGAAGUAGAAACACGAAGAAAUCCCCUCUGCCGAAAUGCAAGGCGGCGAAGAAUUGACCAUUGAAGAACUCACUUCGAACAUCUCUACCUACAAAGAACAACUACAACAAGUUUUUAUAUGAACUAAAGAUCGGGAUUUCACUUCAAGUUAUUUCUUUUGAUAUUUUGUAUAAAUUGGAAGUAGCGAUGCUAGAGGUUAAAUUGCUCUUGGAGGAUGACCCAGGAAAUUCUGAAUAUAAGGACAUGGAAAAGGAACUUGAAGAGGUAAUUGCUUUGACCGAAGAGAUACUGGAGACUACAAAGCAAAAUCAGAAUUUUCUUUCAGCUAUCAGCUCAAGUGCAAGUACAUCGGACACCCUGCAGAACUCAAAUGGAAUAGCUCAGUAUGAAAUGGAUUCCAUGAACAUGUUAGAUCAACAGGAUAGAUUCCCUGUUGGAACAAAAAUUCAAGCAGUUUGGAGUGAAGACGGAGAAUGGUAUAAUGCAACUGUCGAGGCUUGCACUCCAAUCGGCUACUUUGUUCGCUUUGAUGAAUGGGGAAAUAAGGAAGAGGUCGACCCUGCCAAUGUACGAUUACUUCAGGAUGAAGAUGAUGAUGCGGGUGUUGAUACUUUAUUGAAUGCAGAGAAGGAAGCCGAAGCUACUAAACAGGCCUUGAAACGAAAAAUUGCGCAAGCAGCAACUGGUGACUUCCAGUCACGAAGUUUACCUGCAAAACUUCGUAUAAAUCCUGAUGACCCUGAAGAUGUGAAAGCAGUAAAACGUAAGAAGAUUCAUUCAUUUAAGUCGAAAGUGCGGUUUGAGCAACUAGAGGUGACUCAGAACAAACGUCAAAAUGCUUGGCAGCAAUUUCAAAGUACAAAAGGCCGUGCAAAGAAGGUUGGUUUCUUCUCAGGGCGCAAAAAAGAGAGCAUUUUUAAGUCCCCAGAAGAUCCACAGGGCAAGGUGGGGGUAACUGGAAGUGGGAAAGGCUUGACGGAUUUUCAGAAACGGGAGAAGCACCUGCACCUAAAGGGAGCUAACAUAGACAACGAAAACGGUGAGGCUGAUGAUUAAGCCCUUAAUGGCAUCCUAAUAAGUAAUAACAUGUAUCUAUUUUGUGGGAGUAUUGAGUUAGGAUAGCCUUUAGGCUCUUGUUUAAGACUUUGAAUGUUGUGCUAUUUGCUGGGUUAAAGGUAAAAAUCUGAGAUUCCUUAUCUGUUUUUCAAUUUUAUUUAUAUGUUGGAAUGUAGCUCUGUGGCUAAUUGAACUUUUUACACCCAAUCUUGGCAUGUAAUAAUAUUCUUGGUUUUGAUUUGCCUUGA